Molecule: messenger RNA, 360 nt
Organism: Bipolaris maydis ATCC 48331
Lineage: Eukaryota; Fungi; Ascomycota; Dothideomycetes; Pleosporales; Pleosporaceae
Source: RefSeq, a predicted model, not a curated record
AUGAUUGUCGCACUGUCAACCCACCUGUUCAUGGUGCUUCUCCACAUUGUGGGGCUCAUUGUAACGCUGACUUGUGGAUGGUGUCCAAGUGCAUUGCCCGACAUGGUCAUGCACUCAUCGACGACUGCCAUCACACCGCUCGACGGCAACAAAAGCAAAAACCCGAAGAUAAUCUACCGAGAUGAGAUGAUAGGAACACAAUGGGAUGAGGGGGCCAUCGAAAUGUGGGUGCCACUCUUCAUUCCACGACACACUCGACACCACGCAUUGCUUGUGUACGGCACUCUGCAGCUCCCACUGCUCGACGGACGACUGAAUCGCUGCAACACACACCUACGUCAGCAAUCCAAUGUCGCAUAA